AAAAGUUUUGACAAUUUACGAGGAUAGUGAUAAAAAAUAAAGACUUUUUUUCGACAUAUGUUGUGUGAACAGUGAACUUUAAAAACACCAAACAUGAAGUGGCUAAUAGUGGCAGUGGUUGUGGCGGUAUCAAAAACAAUUACAGCUGGGAGUGCUCCCCCUGGAUCUUGUCCUGCAGUGUGUAUGUGCAAGUGGAAGGGUGGAAAGCAGACUGUAGAGUGUGUGGAUCGGGCGCUUAUCACUGUUCCUGAACCGGUGGAUCCUGCUACGCAAGUACUGGAUCUAUCAGGAAAUAAUUUACAAAUUCUACCUCAGGAAGCUUUUGCAAAAACUGGACUUGUUAACCUUCAACGAGUGUACUUACGUAGUUGUAAUAUAGGCCAAAUAAACGAACGCGCUUUUAAGGGCUUGACUAAUUUAGUUGAGCUAGACCUAUCUUAUAAUUUACUAACUCAAAUACCUUCUAAUAGCUUCAAAGAUGCUCCGUUUCUUAGAGAUCUGACGCUGUCCAACAAUCCUAUUUUAAAACUACAUUCAGAUGCUCUCAGUAAUAUCGGAAGCGUAGUUAAAAUUGAUUUAUCAGGAUGUGAAAUUCGAGAAAUAGCAGCUGACGUGUUCAGAAACUUGCACUCAUUAGAAUCUCUGAAAUUGAACAGUAAUCAUUUGCGAGAUCUACCUCUGUCAUCCCUGGAAAGAAAUGAAAAAUUAAGGGUUAUUGAUUUGUCGGAUAAUCCAUGGACUUGUGACUGUCGGCUUCGUGAUCUCAAAAUGUGGCUCUCGAAACAUAAAUUAUUUACAAAGCCUAGUUGCGCGUCGCCAACUCGUUUAGCAUAUAAAUCGUUUUCAGACCUGUCCUUGGAAGAAUUUGCCUGUAAGCCAGAAAUUCUACAUGUAACCAGAUAUGUGGAGGCAUCUGUCAGUGAAAAUGCAACCCUUGUAUGUAGAGCAGAAGCCAUGCCAAGUGCCAACAUUAAUUGGUACUGGAACGGGCGCUUGUUACAAAAUGGGACGAACUUUAAUUCACACCAAAAAAUUUAUAUUUUCGAAGCUGGUGAAAUCAAAAAGAAAUCAACACUUGUUCUUACUAAUACUCAAGAAUCCGAUUCAACUGAGUUUUUUUGUGUAGCCGAAAACAAAGCAGGCAAUGUGGAAGCUAACUUUACAGUACAUGUCACUCAGAUGUCUGCAGGAAUGGCAUCUUUGGGAAGCGCUCAAAUAGCAAGUCUCGGAGCAGCAUUGUUUUUAGUUAUAAUUGUGAUCUCACUUGGUUUACUGAUUACGUUUGUUAGAUUUCGCCCCGCACCAGCAUGUGAAAGUAAAACACCAAACACUCUAGAUAGAGUUGUAUCGGGAAAUGAGGUGCACCCAACUGUAACUGAUAGACCGCAUGUAGCUGUUUUGGAUAGACAAGACUCUCCGAGCUAUGAUGAUGGAAAGAGUAAUCCGAUCUUGAAACCACCGAGGGCAAGUGACAUACCUUAUACAACAAAUCACUACGAAGGUCGAGGAAGUUUGGUCACUACGGGAGGACCAGUGGUAGUUUCUCCAACUGCACCUGCUGGAAUCAAUCCCGAUCUCAUUAACGAUACAAGGCCAGAAUGCGUUAUUCGUCCAGGAAGUGGGGAAUAUGCUAGAGAGACCUCCGAUUCUUUAUACCCGUCUGGACUUUGGGAUCAAAUCAAGAUGAAUCAAGCUAACAACUUGGCCCGUGCAAUUAGUUCGGCGAUACCCGCGUAUUACAAUGAUCGAACACCAAUAAUUGAAAAUAGUAGUGUAAGUGGAUCGCAGGAAGAGUUGGGAUACAUGAGCCGGACAUUUCCGCGAUCACAUGCGAUUUCAACUGCAAAUGCUGGUCCAGGGGAUGCCCCAUAUCCAGCAGAUUAUGGAUUACCAGUGGGAGGAUGCACGCUCCGAGUGUGGCAGCGUGCACCACCGGUACUUCCGCCAGUAUCGGCGCUCAAACGAGUUCUUACUAUCAAAAGGCCCGCUGAUGACGGCUUCCAAGAUGGCUGUGCUACUGAUGUAUAGGGUGAUAAGUGUUCUCUAAAUGUGAAUAUUGUAAAUAAAUUACCAAGGCCCUAAUUAUCUAUGGCAUUCGGAUCGUUGCCGCCCGAAAUGUGUUUGGGACGUUAAAAUUUGAUGUUAGCGAUUACCAUUAACGAGUGUGCUACAAUUUAAAUUUCAUGGCGAAUUAUGGCCUACAAAGUCGUAUGUGUAAAAGAUGGCGAAAUAGAUUUUGUAUUAUAAUAUAAUAAUUUAUUAAUAAUUAGUGGAAAGUUACAUUGGGUCCUGAUAUGUAGGAUCCACGACUGAUUAGUUGAAAGCAGUAACAGUAAGUUAUUACGUGAUAUGGAACGGUAUUAUGUAAGAUCGCCAAAUGAUUAAUGUUAUACUGAAUGUAUUAUAUCCUGAAUGUUGAUAUUCUGAAUAGAUGUUACAUAAAUAAUAAAGUCAAAAGUAAUAUGACUAAGAAAGCAAAAUAUCCAAAGAAAUUUUCCCUCUAAAGUAAUACAAUGAUGUGUGUUACUAUACUGUAUUAUUAAUGUAAUGCACGGUAAAUGUUAUUUGAUGUAAGAUA
Molecule: messenger RNA, 2578 nt
Organism: Pararge aegeria (speckled wood butterfly)
Lineage: Eukaryota; Metazoa; Arthropoda; Insecta; Lepidoptera; Nymphalidae
Gene: Noki
Product: leucine-rich repeat, immunoglobulin-like domain and transmembrane domain-containing protein 2
Exons: 1
Coding region: 94-2028 (644 amino acids)
Molecular function (GO): protein binding
Source: RefSeq, a predicted model, not a curated record